AUGUUUUUACGUAAUAAAAAAGGAGGAAUGUUGUUCGAGUUAUAAAGAGCACGAUCUUUCAGGUCAGUCAGUCCAGCAGUUGCAGCCGUCCUGAAUCCUCCACUUCAUCAUGUCUUUUUCUAGCUGCUCAGAUGUUUCAAUCACGAAAUAUUUUGACAAGAAUAAAAAGGAGGUCCAACCUGGAGACCUGAUUGAGAUCUUCCGUCGUUUGUAUCAGCACUGGGCUGUUUAUGUUGGUUGUGGAAACAUCGUUCAUUUCGGAAAAGCCGAGGACGGAUCAAGCUCCAGCAGCUCCAGCAGCUCCAGCGGUGGUGGUGGUGUUGAGAGAGUUUUGAGAGAGAAACUGGAGAAAGUGGUGGGAAAUGACGACUGGAAAGUCAACAAUCUCCUGGAUGAUAAAUACAAACCUCUUCCAGCUAAUGAUAUCGUGGAGGAGGCCUGUAAACUGGUGAAUACAGAACUGGAGUUCAAACUGUUAAAGUCCAACUGUGAACACUUCGCUACUCAGAUGCGCUACGGCAGGUCUGAGUGCCGGCAGGUGAAGGCCGCAAUGGAAAAAGGUGGAAAAGUCGCCUCAGGUGUCCAGCGAACAUCCCACUGCUGACCUGCAGUCCCCCCUCUGAUCAUCCCACUGCCGACCUGCAGUCCCCCCUCUGAUCAUCCCACUGCUGACCUGCAGUCCCCCCUCUAAUCAUCCCACUGCCGACCUGCAGUCCCCCCUCUGAUCAUCCCACUGCCGACCUGCAGUCCCCCCUCUGAUCAUCCCACUGCUGACCUGCAGUCCCCCCUCUGAUCAUCCCACUGCCGACCUGCAGUCCCCCCUCUGAUCAUCCCAUUGCCGACCUGCAGUCCCCCCUCUGAUCAUCCCACUGCUGACCUGCAGUCCCCCCUCUGAUCAUCCCACUGCUGACCUGCAGUCCCCCCUCUGAUCAUCCCACUGCUGACCUGCAGUCCCCCCUCUGAUCAUCCCACUACUGACCUGCAGUCCCCCCUCUGAUCAUCCUACUGCUGCUUCCACCUGCAGUCUCCCCUCAUUCACAUCCGACUCUCCAUCCAUCCAUGGAUGGAUGGAUGGAUGGAUGGAUGGAUCGGGGAGGUCAGCGUAUCAUAUUUGACAAUGACCUCCCCCUCCAAGACGCUAAAUAUCCUUGUUCUUUAAUCAGGCUUUUAACUGACUCAUUUAACUCUUUUAAAUGUUUUAUGCUCAUCCCUAUUUUUAUUAGAUCUUACUACUUUGUUUUAUAUUAUUCUUUAGUUUAUCCUGUUUUAUCAUAUUUUAUUUUCAUUGUCUUAUCUCAAUGUUUUAUCUAAAUGUUUUAGUCGUGAUUUAUGGUCUAUUUUAUAUAUUCUACUGUCUUAUUAUUUUAGUUUUUAAUGGCUUGCUUUCUAGACAUACUUUUAGGAUUUUAUGUUAUGUUAUACUUUUUAAACUCUAUUAGUGUGUUUUAUCCUGCUUUCUUGUAGCUUUUAGCUCCAGUGUUUCCUCAUGGGAGUGACUCUGGCCUGCAGGGGGUCGUCCUGGGGUCGUCCUGGGGGUCGUCCUGGUGGUCGUCCUGGGUUCGUCCUGGGGUCGU
Messenger RNA from Cololabis saira (Pacific saury), 1574 nucleotides. RefSeq names its product phospholipase A and acyltransferase 4-like. Gene Ontology annotation, cellular component: cytoplasm. Gene Ontology annotation, biological process: N-acylphosphatidylethanolamine metabolic process. Gene Ontology annotation, molecular function: A2-type glycerophospholipase activity; glycerophospholipid phospholipase A1 activity. The transcript has 5 exons. Bases 110 to 604 code for a protein of 164 amino acids. The record is from RefSeq and is a predicted model, not a curated record. Lineage: Eukaryota; Metazoa; Chordata; Actinopteri; Beloniformes; Belonidae.